This is a messenger RNA of Trichomycterus rosablanca, 953 nucleotides long. It is a transcript of the gene dlx1a, whose product is annotated as distal-less homeobox 1a. The transcript has 3 exons. NCBI's taxonomy places the organism in Eukaryota, Metazoa, Chordata, Actinopteri, Siluriformes, Trichomycteridae. Gene Ontology annotation, biological process: embryo development; cell differentiation; negative regulation of transcription by RNA polymerase II. Gene Ontology annotation, molecular function: RNA polymerase II cis-regulatory region sequence-specific DNA binding; DNA-binding transcription factor activity, RNA polymerase II-specific. The record is from RefSeq and is a predicted model, not a curated record. The coding region runs from base 1 to 765 and encodes 254 amino acids.
AUGACAAUGACCACAAUACCAGAGAGUCUAAACAGCCCAGUCUCAGGGAAGAACGUUUUUAUGGAAUUUGGGCCACCAAGUCAACAAAUGUCGCCUUCAUCUAUGUCUCACGGACAUUAUUCAAUGCACUGUUUACAUUCAACCGGCCAUCCUCAGCACGACAGCUCAUACAGCCCCGCGUCGUCCUUUCCCAGAUCGCUGGCUUAUCCAUAUGUCAACUCAGUCGGUAGCCAUUCCUCAAGUCCAUAUCUCAGUAGCGUUCAGACCUACCAGAACAGCACCGCGUUAGCACAGACACGAUUAGAGGACGCAGCACCAGAAACGGAGAAAAGCACGGUGGUGGAAGGAGGAGAGGUUCGCUUCAACGGAAAGGGAAAAAAGAUUCGCAAACCUCGGACUAUUUACUCCAGCCUUCAGCUGCAAGCGCUAAACCGCAGAUUUCAACAGACGCAGUAUCUGGCGCUGCCGGAGAGAGCAGAACUCGCUGCGUCUCUGGGACUCACCCAAACCCAGGUCAAGAUUUGGUUUCAGAACAAGCGAUCCAAGUUCAAGAAACUGAUGAAGCAGGGCGGUGGGACCAUAGACGCAAACGCACUGGUUAACGGGCGCGGACUGGGGGCGUGUUCGCCAUCAAUAGCGCCAGUGUGGAACUCGCCCGCUAGCGUUAAAUCUCCAGCCGGUACGCCUAGCUCCUACAUCCCGAGCUACACCUCAUGGUACCCCAGCACCCACCAGGACUCAAUGCAGCAGCCGCAGCUCAUGUGAAUGCAGUCCUUUGCGGACCCCGCCCCCCUCUCUUCUCGGAGGACCCGAACGAGGGGAGCAUGCGACCCAAACGCCCAGCUCUCCGGCCCUCCACUUGCAGUAGCAGCAGCUUAUACAGAAGAGACUGCCACCAGACACUGCCAACAUACCGGGUCACUCAACACCCGCACACCGACACACCGCUAUCA